Molecule: messenger RNA, 1647 nt
Organism: Beta vulgaris subsp. vulgaris (sugar beet)
Lineage: Eukaryota; Viridiplantae; Streptophyta; Magnoliopsida; Caryophyllales; Amaranthaceae
Product: isocitrate dehydrogenase [NAD] regulatory subunit 3, mitochondrial
Exons: 4
Coding region: 153-1295 (380 amino acids)
Biological process (GO): isocitrate metabolic process; tricarboxylic acid cycle
Cellular component (GO): mitochondrion
Molecular function (GO): isocitrate dehydrogenase (NAD+) activity
Source: RefSeq, a predicted model, not a curated record
AAAAUAAAAAAAGAAAAAAAGAAAAAAAGAAAAAAAGAAAAAAGAGUUUCUCUCUCAUCUUCUUCCUCUUUCGAAGUCACUGAAAUUUCUUCCAAAAUUCCAUCGAAGUAAACAAAAAAAAACACCUACUUUCUCUUUCUCUCUCCUCUGUAAUGGCCCGUCGAUCUGCUCCAAUCCUCCUAAAAUACCUCACAAACUCCUCUUCCCGCCAAAACCCUAACCCUAACUUCCUUUCGAAGAAACCAUGGCUGUCAUCUUCAAGAUCCGUCACCUACAUGCCCCGACCCGGCGACGGUGCUCCACGUCGCGUAACCCUAAUUCCCGGUGACGGAAUCGGACCUUUAGUCACCGGCGCCGUCGAACAAGUAAUGGAAGCUAUGCACGCGCCUAUAUACUUCGAGAAACACGAAGUAUUCGGAAACAUGAAGAAGAUUCCAGAAGAAGUUUUGGAAUCGAUUCGGAAGAAUAAAAUAUGCUUGAAAGGUGGAUUGGCUACUCCAGUUGGUGGAGGUGUUAGUUCGUUGAAUAUGCAGUUGAGGAAGGAGCUUGAUUUGUACGCUUCUUUGGUCAAUUGUUUUAAUUUGAAAGGAUUACCUACACGCCAUCAAAAUGUUGAUAUUGUUGUCAUUAGAGAGAAUACUGAAGGAGAAUACUCUGGACUUGAACACGAGGUUGUUCCUGGCGUCGUUGAAAGUCUUAAGGUGAUAACAAAGUUUUGCUCGGAGCGCAUUGCAAAAUAUGCGUUCGAGUAUGCCUACCUCAACAAUAGAAAGAAGGUGACAGCUGUACAUAAAGCCAAUAUUAUGAAGCUUGCAGAUGGUCUUUUCUUAGAAUCUUGCCGAAAAGUUGCAAGCAAAUAUCCUGGAAUCAAGUAUGAUGAAAUCAUCGUGGACAAUUGCUGCAUGCAACUUGUAUCCAAGCCUGAACAAUUUGAUGUGAUGGUUACACCAAAUCUGUAUGGAAACCUUGUGGCAAAUACAGCAGCUGGUAUAGCUGGUGGCACAGGAGUAAUGCCUGGAGGCAAUGUAGGAGCAGACAAUGCCGUAUUCGAGCAAGGUGCUUCAGCAGGAAACGUUGGGAGUGAUGAACUUUUGAAAGAAAAGAAAGCAAACCCGGUAGCUCUUCUGCUCUCAUCUGCAAUGAUGUUGAGACAUCUCCAGUUUCCAUCGUUCGCUGAUCGACUGGAGACUGCAGUGAAAAGAGUGAUAGCCGAUGGCAAGCAUCGAACACCAGAUCUCGACGGUGACAGCACCACCCAAGAGGUGGUUGAUGCAAUCAUAGCAGCUAUGGACUGAGGUUUGCCCUGUUUUCCGAUCUUCUUUGACAUCAAGAUCAUCUCAUAAUUGGCAAAUACUUUGAUUUUAAAUAAUAUAUGAUUCAAGAUAAAGGAUCAUAGGCUUGAAAGAUCACAAGCAUUUCGAGGAAAUAGGAAAUUUUAUGAGUUGCUCAAGCUGAUUCUAGCUUCUCGGACAUUGUUUAUUGGUUCUGCAUGGAAGAUGCAGGAUGACCAUACGAGACUGGAAAUUGAUGUAAAUUCUUUUGUAACUGCUUAAAUGGUAGCUAAGCGUUGAAGAGUGCUGAUUGUUUUUUAAGCUUUCUCUCUUUCUAUAUGAUGAAUACAAUAGGUCUUUGAAGAGUUGAGAAGUA